AUGAAAGCGGACCAAGAAAGAGUGGUUAAACUACUGACAGACACCAUAACAUUGUUAUGCAAAAACGGACUCAUCUACAACUCUGAACUGACGGUUCAGGGUUUGUUAGGCAUAACGCUAGACAGGAGCGACGUUUUCAUCGUACACAUCAACGAAACUCUAAACACGUCUAAUACGUUCGUCACGAGUACCGUUUCAGUUACUAAACCGCCGAAACAGGUCCCCAUUGGUGCAACUUCACUUAUGCCUGCUUCUCUAAUUAAUAAUAAUAGUUAUUCUGUCGUUGAUCUGACUAAAACCAUAGACAGUCACAGUACCCACAGCAGUGCUAUCAACAACAACAAUAAUAUCAAUAAUAAUAUCAAUAACAGUUUUCAAAAUUCCUUAAAUAAUAAUAAUAACAACAACAACAAAGACGUAAUUAUGCAUAGCAAUGCAAUUGCCAACACAAGAAUGAAGAACAGACAACAUCUGCAACAACAGCAACUUCAGCAGCAACAACAACACAUACAAAUCCAACAACAUCAGCAACUACAACUUCAAAGAAAUGAUUUUAUGCAACAAAUUCAACAACAUUUAAGGAUGACAGGCAUGUUGCCAACUUCAAACCACUACCACAAGACCACUUAUUCCUUCACAGUCGACCCCACUUCAACCUCGAUUAGGACAUCGAGCUCCUUCUUUAGUCAGGCUGAGAAGUCAGUCGAAGAAGAUGAGGUCGUCGUGAUUGAUGAAGAUAAAAACCAAGAACCAACUUCACACUUUUCUAGUUUUCAAAAUUCUUUACAAAGCACUCCUCAACAACAAUUGCAACAGCACAAUCCUAUUGUUGGCCAGUCUCCUAAACAAACUAAUCAGGCAAAAAUGUCUAAAAGUCUUCCCCCAAAUGUUAUGCAUCAUUUGAGCUUUCUAGGAGAAAUUAUCAUUGAACCUAACCUACCUCAGCAUAAUGAUAAUAGCAACCACAGCAGUAAUAAUAAUAAUAAUAAUAAUAAUAAUAAUAACAACAAGAAUAAUAAUAAUAAUAUUGCUGAUGAAGCCAUUAUAAUUAAUUCUGAUAGCAAGAAUGAUGAUGGAGAUGAUGAUGAUGAUAAUGUCGUUAUCAGGAUCAAUGGUGCUGCUGGGUUUAGGGAUAUCAUUGAUAACAACAACAACAAUAAUAAUAAUAAUAACAACAAUAAUAAAAAUAAUAAUGAUGACGACGAUGAAGAAGAUGUUGGUGAUAACUUCCAGAUGAACUUUGACAAUGCUGGACUCUGCAUACUGGACGAUAAUGAUGACGAUGGUGGCGGCGGUAGUGAUAACAACAACAACAAUAAUAAUAAUAAUAAUAAUAAUAAUAAUAAUAAUGAUGACGACGACCAUGACGUCAUCAACAACAAGAACAACAAAGAUAUUAAUAAGAAGACUGAUGACAAUGGUACUCUUGAUUAUAAUGAUAAAAGUGGUGUUGCUAGCGCUUGUGUUGACUCAACUCAAAUGUCACCGUCAUCAUUAUCCUUACCUAAAAUUACAAAACUCAAGAGCCCAAUUCAUUGGCCUUUCGGCACCCACCCCACCACCUACGUAAUGCCUUGGGCUCCAACCUAA
This is a messenger RNA of Helobdella robusta, 1590 nucleotides long. RefSeq lists its product as hypothetical. Bases 1 to 1590 code for a protein of 529 amino acids. The transcript has 4 exons. NCBI's taxonomy places the organism in Eukaryota, Metazoa, Annelida, Clitellata, Rhynchobdellida, Glossiphoniidae. The record is from RefSeq and is a predicted model, not a curated record.